Cladocopium goreaui is the source of this 1581-nucleotide messenger RNA. The record is from the annotation of a GenBank genome assembly. Lineage: Eukaryota; Dinophyceae; Suessiales; Symbiodiniaceae.
AUGGGCAUGAAGCGGAACCAUGAUAUCUCCAUGGAGUCGACCCAUGGUGCGACCACUGCAUUGUGUUGCAGCUGUGGAGUACCAAUGGUUCCAAAUCAGAGCAUGCGUUGUGCAGCAUGCUUAAAGGCAGAGGUCUCCAUCACAGAUGGUAUUUCAAGGAAAGUGGUUCUUCAGCGGUGUCGCAACUGUACUCGGUACAACAAACCUCCUUGGACGGCUUGUGAGCCAGAGUCACGGGAGUUGCUGGGAAUCUGUUUGAAGAAGAUUCGAGGUCUUGGCAAGGAUGUCAGGCUUGUGGAUGCAGCAUUUGUUUGGACUGAGGAGCAUGCCAUGCGAAUCCGCGUGAAGAUAACUGUUCAGAACGAGGUCGCUCAGUCCUGCGUCUUGCAGCAGACCAUGGUCGUUGAAUUCCAAAUCGUCAACCAGCAAUGCGAGGAUUGUCAGAAGUCAUUCACACCGCAUGCCUACAAUGCCAUCGUGCAAGUGAGGCAAAAGGUGCCACACAGAAGGACUUUCUGCUACCUGGAGCAGCUGAUUCUCAAAUCCGACGCUCAUGCCAAGGUCACCUCGUUGAAAGAGACCCGGGAAGGUCUGGACUUCUACUUUGAGACCAAGAGUCAUGCACAGUCAGCUGCCUGGAGCUGCCUGGAGCUGCCUGGAGCUGCCUGGAGCUGGAGCUGUGGGUUGAGGCGCUUCGCGGAUUUCGUGGAAGCGCAUGUGCCUACAAAGAGCAAGCAAUCCAAGCAUCUCAUAUCCCACGAUGCCAACAGCAAUUCCUACAACUUCAAGUACACUAUCAUGUGCGAACUGUGCCCCAUUUGUGUAGAUGAUGUUGUGCAUGUGCCCAAAGGGCACAGCGCCACACUGAAUGGAGCCCCACCACUCUUGCUUUGCCACAAGGUGACAAAUGCCAUCAAGUUUGUGGACCCUAUUUCGCUUCGCAGUUAUGACAUUCCGACAGCAGAGUACUGGAAGAGACCAGUUGAUUCGGUUUGCCGAACCGAGCAUCUGACGGAGUACGUCGUUUUGAAUGUUGAACCCGUGCAGAAGUCAGAGGCUGCGGCAAGACAAAACACCCCAGUAAAAAAGUGGAUGUCACUUGCUGAUGUGGAGGUGGCCCGCGCCUGCGACCUGGGAGUCAACGACGAUCGCCUCAUAGUUCGAACUCAUUUGGGUGGAAUUUUGAGGCCAGGUCGGAGAGUCAUGGGCUACGACCUGCGAACGGUCAAUGUCAGUGGGAUUGACGACGAAGCCUUUCAGGGAAGAUGCCCUGAUGUUGUACUUGUGAAGAAGGCAUACAAGAGAAAAAACAAGAGAACGUGGGAGCUGAAGAGGCUCACCAAAGAGGCUGCUGAAGGUGAAGACCCCAUCGAUGAUGAUGCCGACAUGGAGGCCCUGAAGCGGAAUCUCGAAGAAGAUCCAGAGCUUCGCAAGAGCGUCAACAUGUACAGGGCAGCUGAGGCACCACAGCAAGGUGGUGAAGAGAAGGCCGAUGCUGCCGAAGAAGAGGACAGUGACUCCGAUGCACCAGAGGUGCCACUGGCCGAACUGCUUGAGGGCCUGGAACUGCGUGAUGAUUGA